This is a messenger RNA of Penicillium brasilianum, 372 nucleotides long. The record is from the annotation of a GenBank genome assembly. NCBI's taxonomy places the organism in Eukaryota, Fungi, Ascomycota, Eurotiomycetes, Eurotiales, Aspergillaceae.
AUGAUGCGCAAUCUUAUCUCAAGUCUGUGGGCUCUUUUCUUGCUAGCCGCCGUCGCCCAGGCGCAGUUCCAGUUCUUCGAGCACAUGUUUGGCGGCAACCAACAACAACAAGCCCAACACCAGGGGUCUCAGAAUGUCCCUAGCGAUAGCGGUCGGUACCAGAAGAUGUGGGCUCAAGCACAAUGUAGCAACUACCUCUGCCCCGGAACCCUCGCAUGCGUCUCCUUCCCACACCAUUGCCCAUGUGCUCACCCCGAUGUUGAAGAAAAGGUCGAGCUAGGAGAGGGCAGCGCGAUCUGCGUAUCCAAGGGUGGGUACAAGGCUGGCGAGGCGGCCCGGAAGAUUGAGCUAGCUCGCAAGGGUCUUCUGUGA